Malus domestica (apple) is the source of this 1819-nucleotide messenger RNA. RefSeq names its product ammonium transporter 1 member 3-like. Gene Ontology annotation, biological process: ammonium transmembrane transport; ammonium homeostasis. Lineage: Eukaryota; Viridiplantae; Streptophyta; Magnoliopsida; Rosales; Rosaceae. Gene Ontology annotation, cellular component: plasma membrane. Gene Ontology annotation, molecular function: ammonium channel activity. The record is from RefSeq and is a predicted model, not a curated record.
AAUAGUAUUAUUGAAAUAGAAAACCGAAUAUGAAAAUCAAUCAACUGAGUGGGAACGGCCGAGUCGAUAAGCCUAUCCACCUAUUGACCACAAGUACUUGAAAUAGCCCGCACAAGCACUCACCAUACAUCUACCCUUCAAACUUCAAACCUCUGAUUAUACAGUUAUACACAUAACAAACAAAACUAUCAAAACCCAUCUCAAAUAUCAUCCACCUCUCUUCACUACCAACCACCUCUCUCUCUAACUCUCUCAUGGCCGCCUCAUGGGAGGAAAGCGUCGAAUACUCCAUCAACACCAUCUACCUCCUCUUCUCCGCCUACCUAGUCUUCGUCAUGCAGCUCGGCUUUGCCAUGCUCUGCGCCGGCUCCGUUCGAGCCAAGAACGCCAUGAACAUAAUGCUCACCAACGUCGUCGAUGCUGUGGUAGGUAGCCUCUCCUACUACCUCUUCGGCUUUGCCUUUGCAUUCGGAGAAGGCUCAGAUGCCAACCCUUUUAUUGGUACAAGUUUCUUUGCUCUCAAGGACAUUCCCAACUCCACCUACGACUAUGACUACAGCUUCUUCCUUUUCCAAUGGGCUUUUGCUAUAGCUGUUGCGGGUAUAACCAGUGGGUCUGUUGCCGAGCGUACCCAGUUUAGUGCGUACCUCAUUUUUUCUUGCUUCCUUUCCGGGUUUGUGUACCCUGUGGUGGCUCAUUGGGUGUGGUCGUCCACUGGAUGGCUUAGCCCAAACUCGAGUAACUUAUUGUUCACCUCUGGGGCCAUUGACUUUGCCGGGAGUGGCGUGGUGCAUUUGGUCGGCGGGAUUGCCGGGCUUUGGGGCUCUUUCAUUGAAGGCCCCAGAGUGGGCCGAUUCGACGCGUUCAGGAACGCCAUACCCAUUAGAGGCCAUAACGCGACGCUUGUGGUGCUUGGAACGUUCUUAUUGUGGUUUGGUUGGUUUGGGUUUAACCCGGGCUCGUUUGAUAAGAUUCUCGUGGCGUAUCCGAACACAAGCGAUCAAGGGAAUUGGACUGGCGUGGGUCGAACGGCGGUUACGACUACGUUAGCUGGAUCGACUGCUGGAAUCGUAACCCUGUUCGGCCGGCGCGUGCUAGUGGGCCAUUGGGAUGCACUAGAUGUUUGCAAUGGAGUGCUUGGUGGGUUUGUAGCGAUUACGUCAGGAUGUGCAGUGGUUGAGCCGUGGGCUGCCGUUGUUUGCGGGUUCUUCGCCGCUUGGGUCUUAAUCGGGCUCAACAUCUUGGCCCUAAAGCUACAAUUCGAUGACCCCCUAGAGGCGGCACAAUUGCAUGGUGGGUGUGGUGCCUGGGGUUUGAUAUUUACAGGGCUGUUUGCGAAAGAGGAGUUUGUGGUCCAAGCCUAUAAUUCCGGCGCCGUCGGUACAGUACGGCCUUAUGGUCUCUUCAUGGGCGGCGGGUGGGGGCUGCUCGGAGCGCAAGUGGUUGAGCUUUUGGCCAUUGUGGGCUGGGUCAGCUUGACAAUGGGUCCUCUCUUCUACACCCUUCACAAGCUCAACAUUUUGAGGAUCUCUGUUGAUGACGAAAUUGCAGGUCUUGAUGUUUCCAGUCAUGGAGGCCAUGCCUAUGUUCAUGCAGAAGAAGACCGUCCUCGCUUUUACGCAAACUACGUACGCAUUCAAGACAAUGGAUCGUGACUCGCGAUCCAACGCCAUACUACUACUCUCGUUCUUCUUCAUCUCGUAGCAUUAUGUAAAGCGAAUCAAAUUGAUGUACCUAUAUUGUGUUCAAGCUAUGAUUGAAAUUCAAAAAAGGAGAAAAAUGGAACGAAAGUAUGACAAGAAUCAUAACAUAUAAAUUA